This is a messenger RNA of Aptenodytes forsteri (emperor penguin), 1641 nucleotides long. It is a transcript of the gene SLC22A15, whose product is annotated as solute carrier family 22 member 15. The transcript has 12 exons. Gene Ontology annotation, biological process: transmembrane transport. The record is from RefSeq and is a predicted model, not a curated record. Gene Ontology annotation, cellular component: membrane. Gene Ontology annotation, molecular function: transmembrane transporter activity. Lineage: Eukaryota; Metazoa; Chordata; Aves; Sphenisciformes; Spheniscidae. The coding region runs from base 1 to 1641 and encodes 546 amino acids.
AUGGAGGUGGAGGAGGCGUUCCCGCUGGUGGGGCAAAUGGGGCCCUACCAGGUGUAUCUGUGCGUCCUGCUGGCCGUGCUCCUCCAGCUCUAUGUGGCCACUGAAGCCAUCCUCAUCGCAUUGGUGGGCGCAACUCCUCCCUACCACUGGGAUCUCCAAGAGCUCUCGGCUAAUCAGAGCCAUAGCAACCAGUCAGCGAGUGAACAGAGAGCUUUUGGGGAAUGGCUUCUGACCGCCAAUGGCAGCGAGGUGCAUAAACAUGUGCACUUCAGCAGCAGCUUCACAUCAAUAGUCUCUGAGUGGUUUUUAAUUGGCAACACAUCGUACAAAGUCAGUGCUGCCAGUUCUUUCUACUUCAGUGGUGUGUUUGUUGGAGCAAUCUCCUUUGGCCAGCUCUCAGAUCGCUUUGGGAGGAAGAAAGUCUAUCUCACAGGUUUUGCCCUGGACAUCUUGUUUGCCAUUGCAAAUGGAUUCUCACCCUCAUACGAAUUCUUUGCCAUCUCUCGCUUCUUGGUAGGGAUGAUGAAUGGUGGGAUGUCACUGGUGGCCUUUGUUCUACUGAAUGAGUGUGUGGGUACUGCCUACUGGGCAUUAGCAGGAUCUAUUGGUGGCUUGUUCUUUGCUGUGGGAAUUGCCCAGUAUGCUUUAUUAGGCUACUUCAUUCGUUCCUGGAGGACUUUGGCUGUUGUGGUUAACCUGGAAGGAACAGUCGUCUUUCUUCUCUCUCUAUUCAUUCCAGAGUCCCCUCGCUGGCUCUAUUCACAAGGCCGGCUGAAUGAAGCAGAAGAUGCCCUCUACCUCAUUGCGAAGAGGAACCGCAAGCAGAAGUGCACUUUCUCAUUAAAACUCCCAGCAGAGAGAAGCUCCAGAGAGGCUGGCAGCUUCUUGGAUCUGUUCCGAUAUAAGAUUCUCUUGGGACGUACCUUGAUCAUGAUGUUUACUUGGUUUGUGUGCAGCUUGGUUUACUAUGGUCUUACCCUUAAUGUGGGUGACUUAGGUGGAAGUAUUUAUGCCAAUUUAGCCCUUUCAGGGUUGAUAGAAAUCCCAGCAUACCCAAUCUGUAUUUACUUGAUUAACCAAAAAUGGUUUGGUCGGAAGCGAACACUGAGUGCAUUUCUGUUCCUGGGAGGAUUGGCUUGUCUUAUUGUCAUGUUUCUUCCUAAAAAGAAAGAUACUGGAGUGUUUGCAGUGGUGAAUAGUCGCUCUCUGUCUUUGCUGGGGAAACUGACAAUCAGUGCUGCAUUUAACAUUGUCUACAUCUAUACAUCGGAACUUUAUCCCACAGUGAUCAGGAAUGUUGGAAUGGGUGCCUGCUCCAUGUUUUCCCGUGUUGGUGGAAUCAUUGCUCCUUUCAUCCCUUCACUGAAAUCUGUACAGUGGUCUCUGCCUUACAUUGUGUUUGGAGCAACUGGCCUUUUGUCUGGGCUCUUAAGUUUGUUGUUGCCAGAGACCUUAAACAGCCCUUUGCUAGAAACUAUUUCAGACCUGCAGGUAUGCUCGUACUGGAGGCUGGGUGAUGAAGCCAUGUCAUUGCAAGCCCUAGAUGGCUCACAGUCUGGAGACAAAGACAGUUCUGCAGGGAGUGGAAGUGAAGAUGAGGAGUUUUAUGAUGCUGAUGAAGAGACUCAUAUGAUCAAGUAA